Molecule: messenger RNA, 2661 nt
Organism: Phycodurus eques (leafy seadragon)
Lineage: Eukaryota; Metazoa; Chordata; Actinopteri; Syngnathiformes; Syngnathidae
Gene: hcls1
Product: hematopoietic cell-specific Lyn substrate 1
Exons: 16
Coding region: 83-1681 (532 amino acids)
Biological process (GO): regulation of actin filament polymerization
Cellular component (GO): plasma membrane; actin filament; cortical actin cytoskeleton
Molecular function (GO): actin filament binding
Source: RefSeq, a predicted model, not a curated record
CCUCUGCUCGUGCGCGCGUACCGUUUGUGGCGUAACAUCGAGUGAGACGCGGAAAUCUAUUGGCAAGUGACGAACGGAAAAGAUGUGGAAGUCAGUGGUGGGCCACAAUGUGAGCAUGAAGGUGGCUGCAGAAGGCGACGACUGGGAGACGGACCCAGACUUUGAGAAUAAUGUGUCGGAGCAGGAGCAGAGGUGGGGGGCCAAGACCAUUGAAGGUUCUGGCCGCAAAGAGCCCAUCAGCAUUGCAGAGCUGAGGCACAAAGUUGCAGCAGAGCACGAGCAGGUGAAACAUCAGAAGACUCCCAAAGCGUCGUAUGGUUACGGAGGGAAGUUCGGCGUGGAGACGGACCGCAUGGACAAGGUGGCGGUGGGACACGACUACGUGGCCCAAGUGCAACAGCACAGUUCCCAGAAAGAUGCGGCGAAGGGGUUCGGGGGAAAGUUUGGCGUAGAGAAAGAUCGUCUUGAUAAGUCUGCUGUGGGUUUUGAGUAUAAAGGUGAAGUCCAGAAGCAUAUGUCACAGAAAGAUUAUUCCAAAGGCUUCGGGGGUAAAUACGGCGUAGAGAAGGAGAAAGUGGACAAAGCCGCCAUGGGCUACGACUACAAAUGCCAAACGGAGAAGCAUCAGUCGCAAAGAGAUUAUUCCAAAGGCUUCGGGGGCAAAUACGGCGUUGAGAAGGAGAAAGUGGACAAAGCCGCCAUGGGCUACGACUACAAAUGCCAAACGGAGAAGCAUCAGUCGCAAAGAGAUUAUUCCAAAGGCUUCGGGGGCAAAUACGGCGUGGAGAAGGAGAAAGUGGACAAAGCCGCCGUGGGCUACGACUACAAAUGCCAAACGGAGAAACACCAAUCCCAAAAAGAUUAUUCCGCAGGCUUCGGAGGCCGAUAUGGUGUACAGUCGGAACGCAUGGACAGGAGUGCAGUUGGCUUCUCAGAGAUGGACCCCCCAGCUUCUGCGUAUGAAAAGAUGCAGCCAGUAGAGGCUUCCGGCGCCAGUGCGGGCAAACUGAAGGCUCGUUUCGAGAGCCUGGCCAAGGCCUCGGACGAGGAGAACAGGAGAAGAGGAGAAGAAGAGAAGAGCAGGAGAAAGGAGAGAGAGAAGAGAGAGCGACAGGAAGCAGAACGCAUACAGCAGGAGCAGAAGAGCAGAGAGGACCACCACCAUCCUGCAGAUGUUCCAAAAGUGCUUGCAGGAUGUGAAGAGCCACCGGAGAUCUCCCAGAACAUACCAGAAGAAGCAGAGUCGGAAACAUUCGACGACGAGCCUCCUACUUUGCCUCGGCGCUCGGACUACUUCCUGCAAAUGGACCUUCCUUUGCCACCCGUCGAGGAGGCGGAGGAUGCCGACGUGUACAACCAAGUCGCAGCGGAUGACGAAGGCGAAGAGUACGAGGAGUUGGCGCCGGCGCCCCCUGUGGUGGAGGUGGGAGGGGAUGACUAUGAGGAAGUUGGCCUGGCGCCCCCCGCAGCUUGGUCGGCGCCGGACGACUAUGAGAAGCUGUCAGGUGACAUCCAAGCCGUAGCAAUUUAUGACUAUCAAGGAGAGGACGUGGACGAGAUCUCCUUCAAUCCGGACGAUGUCAUCACCGACAUCGAGAUGAUCGAUGAGGGCUGGUGGAAGGGACGCUGCCACGGACGCACCGGCCUGUUUCCCGCCGUGUACGUCCAGCUCAUCCAGUGAGACUGUGACGCCACCAACCAUUGCAGGGUACAUUCAAUAAGACGUGUAAGCUUCUUUUGGGGGGCUGGACAUAAUAAUCGACCAUUUAAAAUGUGUGAAAUUGUUCAUAUAUUCAGUCUUUACACGACACCGCUACUAGUUUGCAAGGUUAAGAAUAAGGCUGUCCCGAUCACAUUUUUUUAGCACACAAGGCCAUGUCACUUGAUUUGGAGUGUCUGCUGAUACAAUACCUUAGCAAAUGCAUCAAGGAGAAAAAGAGAGCGCAUCCAAAUUGCCUUUUUUUUUUUUUAAACUUGAAUAAAAGUAUCCCAGCUGCUUUUCUGCCGCUUGUCUUUUUCACGUGACCACAGAAACUCAAAAUGUUGGGCUUACAUUGUGUUUAAGCGAUUGCCUUUCCAUUUGGCAAUAUCUUUGUACCUCCGGAUUGUCUUCAUCCGAUACCGAUCAUCUAAAAAUUACGUUUGGCCCGAUUUCAGAUUACAUGAUCGGGACAAUUCUAGUUAACAUGACAUUAGCUAUGGAAAGACCUCCAUUAUAUAUUAUGUUUAUACAAUAAUUCUGUCUUCCCAAUUAUUUGACAGAGUAUAUUUUAUUUAAAAAAAUUGUUACAUCCUGCCUCCUUACAGUGUAAAAAGAAAAAUGAAAAUACUGAAUAUGUUGCAAAAAGUGUGUGAUCUAUGCUAAGAGUAGCAUAAACAAAAAUAAUUUCAACCAAUAUUUUGGAGUGACUUUACUAUGCCCAUCCCUUUGUUUACCAACACCCAUUCAAUAAGUCUGUGGUCCAGGACUUUUAUUGCAAUUCUAAGCUUUUUAUGAUUUCAAAAUGGGGACAAUUGGUAAAUCAUUGUUUGUUGUUACAUUGUUUGGAUAUAUUUUACAUGAAAUUUAAUCUUUUAAGCACACGAGUGAAGAAAUCAAAAUAUACUUUGUGUCCAAAGUGUUGCUGCUGUUCCAUCCCAAUAAACAGAGCCUAUGUUGCA